Molecule: messenger RNA, 1099 nt
Organism: Nymphaea colorata (pocket water lily)
Lineage: Eukaryota; Viridiplantae; Streptophyta; Magnoliopsida; Nymphaeales; Nymphaeaceae
Product: succinate dehydrogenase [ubiquinone] iron-sulfur subunit 3, mitochondrial-like
Exons: 4
Coding region: 1-915 (304 amino acids)
Biological process (GO): aerobic respiration; respiratory electron transport chain; tricarboxylic acid cycle
Cellular component (GO): mitochondrion
Molecular function (GO): electron transfer activity; 2 iron, 2 sulfur cluster binding
Source: RefSeq, a predicted model, not a curated record
AUGGGGAAGUAUGCAAUACCGCCACCACCCUGGCUAAAGCGGCUGUAUGACAAGGUGGGGGCCUUCCUCAAGAAGGCGGACCCUUACGAGGCCAAGGCCAGCAGGGACUUCCCCGUGUUGGAGAGGCACGACCGAGCUAAGGAGUUUGCGGAGGACAGGACCAAUUUGGAGCGCGAUGCACCGGCGGGGAAGAGAGCUGCCACCCACCUGAAGGAGUUCAAGAUCUACAGGUGGAAUCCAGAUGCCCCGCAGAGGCCACACCUCCAGUCCUUUCACUUGAACCUCAAGGAAUGUGGACCCAUGGUAUUGGAUGCGCUUCAGAAGAUAAAGGCAGAGUAUGACCCAACUCUGGCUUACAGGAGGUCAUGCAGGGAGGGCAUAUGUGGGUCUUGCUCCAUGAACAUCGAUGGCACCAACACCGUGGCCUGCCUCAAACCCAUCAACGCGGACACAUCAAAGGCGACAGUCAUCACUCCGCUGCCUCACAUGUAUGUCAUCAAGGACUUGGUUGUGGAUCUCAGCAACUUCUAUAAUCAGUACAAGUCUGUGGAGCCAUGGUUGAAGACCAGAAGGCCGCCUCCUGGAGGGAAGGAAUACCUACAAUCCCCUCAGGACAGGAAGAAGCUGGAUGGCUUGUACGAGUGCAUCCUGUGUGCCUGCUGCAGUGCUGCUUGCCCCUCUUACUGGUGGAACCCUGAAGAGUUUCUCGGACCUGCAGCGCUCAUCCAUGCAUAUAGGUGGAUCCAGGACAGUCGGGAUGAUUACACGGAGGAGAGGCUGCAGUCGCUGACCGAGUCGCAUCAGAAGCUGUACAGGUGCAGGACCAUUGUGAACUGUACCGCCACCUGCCCAAAGAGCCUCAGCCCUGCCCACGCCAUCGCCAUGAUGAAGAAGAAGCAUCUUUACUCUGUUUGAAGCAGAAGGCCUCGACACUUGUUUAAUCCCACACGUCUUGUGACUAUAAUUUACCAUAAGCUCGUCUUUUUUCUCUCGAUCAUCCUAUGUCUCUUUCUUUGGCCUUUCUUAAGAAUUCAUAGGCCGGCCUGUUUGGAUGGAGGGAUGGAGGAGAAUGAGAAUUUAGAUGGAGGAGAAGGAAAGA